This is a messenger RNA of Colletotrichum abscissum, 1152 nucleotides long. RefSeq lists its product as uncharacterized. Bases 1 to 1152 code for a protein of 383 amino acids. The record is from RefSeq and is a predicted model, not a curated record. Lineage: Eukaryota; Fungi; Ascomycota; Sordariomycetes; Glomerellales; Glomerellaceae. Gene Ontology annotation, biological process: lipid catabolic process. The transcript is spliced from 3 exons. Gene Ontology annotation, molecular function: triacylglycerol lipase activity.
AUGAAGAAAACGUGUUUGAAGUUUCACUUGGAAUCUUGCCAGGAAGCAAUCCAGACUGGCAACGAGGGCGAUCUAGAGAUUUUUGGAACCAACUUCGACUUUGACUUUUACGAAACCGCUGCCAACUUCACAGGCUCUAGGCCCGGCGAUGUCCUCAAGAUUCAACCUGUCAUCUCUGCCAACAUCACCGUGCCCGCCGGUGUUGCCGUCUACAAGAUUCAAUACACCAGCGCCGACAUCAACGGCUCCCCUGUACCCGUCACUGGCUUCGUCACAUUUCCAUUUGCUAGGACACAGCAGCCCUUUAACCUGAUCGCCUACGCACAUGGAACCAGCGGUGUCUUCCCCUUCCCCGACAUUCUUUCGCACGAUUUGGCUUCGAUUGGACAUUCUCAGGGCGGCGGUGCGGUGUGGAAGCUGUCAGAGCACAAGCUCGUCCAAGAUUCAGCCAGUGGAUAUCUGGGAGGUGUUACCGUGGCGCCUGUUACCAAGGUCUACGACGCGCUGGUUGCCAUCGAAUCGCUUCGCAAUCUUACUCAGACCGGAGGAGACGAUCACGACUUUCUGGCUUUGGGCGUCAUUCCAUCUGCUGUAGUUGGCAUCAGGGCAACGUUCCCUGAUUACGAAGCCCCCAUCAUUUCGGCCAAACUGAAAAACAGAAUCGAGCUCGCAAAGAUCGCACAGCUAUGCGACGCCGCUAUCUCGAGUCUCACAGUUGACCUUCGCUUCGACGCUCUUUCCAAUCGCACUGCCACAUCCGACACGCGCCUUAAAGAGUUCCAAGAGUUGAACGCCCCAGCUCAAGGCGGCCGCGCCUCAAAGCCGCUGCUUUUGGUUUUGGGUGAGGAUGAUACCAUCGUCUCAGAGGAGUCCGGUACCGCCUCGUUCGACGAGACCUGCGUCUACGGAAACCCUGUUCAUAUGAGCAUCUACCCCGGCUUAGACCACUCUGCUGUCUUGACGGCAGCAACACCUGAGUGGCUUGCGUUCUUCCAGGACCGAUUUGCCGGGAAACCUUUUGGAGGGUGCUCUACCUUAUUCAGAACUAUAGCAUUGGCUAUAUUUAUGGAGCCGCAAGUGUACAUAAUGUCGCCUCCAACAAAAUGGUUACUAAACACCAAAAGAAUAAUAAUGUCUCUGGUGAUAAACUAA